This is a messenger RNA of Pleurotus ostreatus (oyster mushroom), 1188 nucleotides long. RefSeq names its product regulator of ime2. Gene Ontology annotation, biological process: protein phosphorylation; signal transduction. Gene Ontology annotation, cellular component: cytoplasm. The transcript has 7 exons. The record is from RefSeq and is a predicted model, not a curated record. NCBI's taxonomy places the organism in Eukaryota, Fungi, Basidiomycota, Agaricomycetes, Agaricales, Pleurotaceae. Bases 1 to 1188 code for a protein of 395 amino acids. Gene Ontology annotation, molecular function: ATP binding; protein serine/threonine kinase activity; protein serine/threonine/tyrosine kinase activity.
AUGUCCAUCCACGGCCCCCUUAACGGUGUAAAGAUUUCUCCCAUCGACGAUCCGCACAAGGUAGUCAAAGUUAUUGCCUCCGAUGGCAAGUCGGGCGAGACGCGAAACAUAUCCUAUAGCAAUUGUAAGGUCGUUGGAAACGGCUCUUUUGGUGUCGUCUUUUCCGCCAAGAUCGUUGGUCCCCCAAACGAUGGCGAGGAGGUGGCUAUCAAAAAGGUUUUACAGGACAAGCGCUUCAAGAAUCGCGAGCUCCAAGUAAUGAGACUUGUCUCUCAUCCAAAUGUUGUAAACCUGAAAGCCUUUUUUUAUUCGAAUGGUGACAAGAAAGAUGAAGUCUAUCUCAACCUCAUGCUCGAAUAUGUCCCAGAGACAAUUUACCGCGCUAGUCGCCACUAUGCCAAGCUCAAACAGCCCAUGCCCAUGUUACAAAUCAAACUAUACACGUACCAGAUCCUUCGUUCGUUGGCCUACAUCCACUCUGUUGGCAUCUGUCAUAGAGAUAUCAAGCCGCAGAAUCUGCUGCUUAAUCCCGCUACUGGCGUUUUGAAGUUAUGCGACUUCGGCUCUGCUAAGAUCCUCAAAAGCGGAGAACCGAACGUCAGUUAUAUCUGCUCUAGGUACUACCGUGCUCCGGAGUUGAUCUUCGGCGCUACGAAUUACACCACUAAUAUUGAUAUUUGGUCAACGGGCUGCGUUAUGGCUGAGCUGAUGCUCGGUCAGCCGCUUUUCCCUGGUGAGAGUGGCAUCGACCAGCUAGUGGAGAUUAUCAAGGUCCUGGGCACCCCCUCGCGAGACCAAAUCAAGACGAUGAACCCCAACUACAUGGAACACAAAUUCCCCCAGAUUAAACCUCAUCCCUUCUCGAAGGUAUUCCGACCACGCACUGCGCCCGAAGCGAUCGAUCUCGUAUCCAAGCUUUUACAGUACACGCCGAGUUCACGUCUGACCGCGGUUCUUGCGAUGCUUCAUCCAUUUUUCGACGAAUUGCGACAGGAGGGUGCAAGGAUGCCAAAUGGGAAAGAGUUUCCACCACUAUUUAACUUCACUCGCGAAGAAUUGUCAGUGCGCCCUGAUCUCAUCCGCCAGCUUGUGCCGCUACACUGCGAACCAGAGUUGAACUCUCGGUCUAUCUUCCUCGACAACUUCGUACCGAUACCACUCGAAGACAUGAAGAUUACGCUCGAUUAA